Molecule: messenger RNA, 879 nt
Organism: Acanthamoeba castellanii str. Neff
Lineage: Eukaryota; Discosea; Longamoebia; Acanthamoebidae
Product: ribonuclease HII, putative
Exons: 6
Coding region: 1-879 (292 amino acids)
Biological process (GO): DNA replication, removal of RNA primer; mismatch repair
Cellular component (GO): ribonuclease H2 complex
Molecular function (GO): RNA binding; RNA-DNA hybrid ribonuclease activity
Source: RefSeq, a predicted model, not a curated record
AUGAGCGUAUGUGAGCUCGACAAGGAUGUGCAGUAUGCAUUGGGCAUAGACGAAGCAGGACGAGGACCCGUACUUGGACCCAUGGUCUAUGCCUGCGCCUACUGCCCGCUGUCCGAGAAGGAGAACAUACGCACCCGUGACGGCUUUCAGGACUCCAAGCAGCUCUCGGAGCAUCAGCGCGAGUCCAUGUUCGAGAGGAUCGUGGGCGCCCCCGACGUCGGCUUCGAGGCCUGCAUCCUCUCGGCCGAGGACCUCUCCAACAAAAUGCUGCGCGCGUCCAAGUACAACCUGAACCAGAUUUCGCAUGACACGGCGGCGGAGCUGAUCGCGCGAGCCCUGACCAAGGGCGUGCCGCUGAAGGAGGUGUACGUCGACACCGUCGGCGACCCGGGCCGGUACCAGGAGAACCUGUCCCGCAAGUUCCCGCGGCUGGCCAUCACCGUGUCGAAGAAGGCCGACUCCCUCUUUCCGAUCGUCAGCGCAGCCAGUAUCGUAGCCAAGGUGAUCAGGGAUCAGUGCCUGCGAACGUGGAAGUUCAAGGAGAAGGGGGUGGAGUUCUCGCGCGAGUUCGGAUCGGGCUACCCGGCGGACCCCUUCACCAAGCAGUGGCUCGAGGGCAGCCUGGACAAGCUCUUCGGCUACCCCACCCUCAUCCGCUUCAGCUGGGCCACCACCGACAACAUGCUCGAGGACCACGACGCACACGCCGUCGCUUGGGAGGCGGACGUGAACGAUGAUGGCAAGGGCAAGAAGGGUAAGAAGCAGAUCCAACGUACGGCGGCGCUGGUGCGGCGGGCCACCUUCAUGACGCCCAAGUCCACACGCUGGAACUACUACGCCAAGCGAGGAAUGCAGACCGCCACCACCUCUGACUUCUGA